Dendrobium catenatum is the source of this 836-nucleotide messenger RNA. RefSeq names its product 60S ribosomal protein L11-1. Gene Ontology annotation, biological process: translation. The transcript is spliced from 5 exons. Bases 120 to 668 code for a protein of 182 amino acids. NCBI's taxonomy places the organism in Eukaryota, Viridiplantae, Streptophyta, Magnoliopsida, Asparagales, Orchidaceae. The record is from RefSeq and is a predicted model, not a curated record. Gene Ontology annotation, cellular component: cytosolic large ribosomal subunit; ribosome. Gene Ontology annotation, molecular function: RNA binding; structural constituent of ribosome.
ACUUCAAUCUAACGGUUCUCGUGUAAACAAUCGACAAAACCCUCGUUGCUUAUAUAAGCACUAGGGUUUCCGCCAUUAAAACUUGCCGCCGACUCCUGAGAACUGCUUUGAUCGCAGCUAUGGCAUCAGAGAAGAAGUUAUCUAAUCCGAUGCGAGAUAUCAAGGUUCAGAAGCUGGUGCUCAACAUAUCGGUGGGAGAGAGCGGAGAUCGCCUCACUAGAGCUUCCAAGGUGUUGGAGCAGUUGAGUGGGCAAACUCCUGUGUUCUCCAAAGCCAGGUACACUGUCCGAUCUUUUGGAAUCCGGCGUAAUGAAAAAAUUGCUUGCUAUGUCACUGUUAGAGGAGAAAAGGCAAUGCAACUCCUUGAAAGUGGCUUGAAAGUUAAGGAAUAUGAGCUUCUCAGGAGAAACUUCAGUGAUACUGGAUGCUUUGGAUUUGGCAUUCAGGAGCAUAUUGACCUUGGUAUCAAGUAUGAUCCUUCAACCGGAAUCUAUGGCAUGGACUUCUACGUCGUCCUAGAGCGUCCUGGUUACCGCGUGAGCCGGCGCCGCCGCUGCAAGUCUCGUGUCGGCGUGCAGCACCGUGUGACGAAGGAUGAUGCCAUGAAAUGGUUCCAGGUCAAAUAUGAAGGUGUCAUCCUCAACAAAUCUCAGGCUAUUGCUGCUUAAGGAGAGAUCAGUUUUUUUUUUUCUUUGUUUUGUUUUGUCUCAGUUUCUUGGUUAUUUGUAUUCAGUUUUGCAACCUUUACAGACUAUGUAUAAUGAAAUGUUCCUUGCCUUAAGUAUUCUUAUGUUUUCAAUGUGCCAUUGAAUUUUAAUCUGGUAUUUUAUUGUGUA